UCAUUAUAUAUAAUAAUCUUUUCCUCCUAAUUAAAAUACAAAAUUAUCCUCCAUAAAGACAAAACCUUUCGUCGUUAAUCCUCUGCCACGCGCCGAGCUCGCAAUAUAAUGGAAAUCUAUGAUCUACGAGAGAUCUAAUCAGAAUCCUACUUGGCCACACAUAAAGUUUCUAUUUUUUGCUUUCCUUAAUUUUGGAGACGCAGGCAGGAGGAGGAGGAAGAUCAAUGCUAAUCACUAGUUUGUAAAAAAUCAUCAGAUUGUAAUUCUCUGGGCUCGUGGAUGGAACCAUCUCCUCGGGAUUGAUUCUAGUACUUCUUAAUUAUGGAGGAGCCUUACGAGACACGCAACAACAACGGUGAAGCAUAUCAGAUGGUUAGAUAUCAUCAGGGCUACAACAGAACAUCAUCAUCACCAUUGUUGGAUUUGAGAGUGUUCUAUGUCAGAAUCAGCAACUUCAAGGCGGAUGAUUCCACACCUGAGGUCCUCACCCUCACCCACAUCCCUCUGGAUCCUGACUCGCUCCUCGAGAUCAACGGUGUUCGGUACUCUCAAGGAGUUUCCUCUCAGCUGAGGAGAGACCGUGUUGAUAAGAGAUCAGAAGCGGUUACUUUCAUCAGCACAGACAAUAUCAGGCUAUCUGGUAGCGUGAGGUUUGAGGUGUAUGACAGAGAUGAGCUUGUUUUGUCUGGGACUUUAGAGUUGUCUGGUAGUAAUGGUUUCACAGGGGAGUCUGUUAAGCAUGGCGUGAAGCGGUGGGGGAUGAACUGUGAAGCUGAGAUCACUGCAGGGUGUGGUUUCUUGAAGGAGAAGAAGAAACACAUUGGUUGUUCUGAGAUGUCAUCAUCUCCGUUGUUGCCGACUGUUGAAGUGUAUGUCACUGGUUGCUUCUCGGGAACACCUAUCAUCUUGACCAAGACGCUUCAGCUUGGUUUUAGGAAGAAGAUGCAUAAUAGAGUGGCUGCGUUAGAUUCGAUUCCUGAGUAUGAAACCGGCGAGACUCAUAAAGGCAACUCGUCUGAGCUUGAUUUUCAGGCAACAGAAUACGGAAACUAUAAACAAGACUAUGAAGGAGAAUACGGAGACAUGUAUAUGGGAAGAGAGUACGCAGAUGUUGAAGAUGGCGAAAUGUCGUGGUUCAAUGCUGGUGUGAGGGUUGGCGUUGGAAUUGGUCUUGGCGUCUGUGUAGGUCUCGGCAUUGGUGUUGGCCUUCUGGUGCGAACCUAUCAAUCAACCACCAGAAACUUCAGAAGAAGACUCAUCUAGUAGUCUCACUUAAACUUGCCUCAAGCUUCUUGGCCUUCUCUGUCUCUCUCUCUAACUCCACUCCAACGCAAAUCUCUAAACUUAAUAGAGUUUAAUAGCUAAUACAUUUGUGUAGUAUGAUAAUCUUUCUUCAUGUGUUUGUUUUUUUCUCUCUGUGUGCCUUCAAAUUUUGAAAGAAACCAUUCUCUUCUUCUU
Molecule: messenger RNA, 1458 nt
Organism: Brassica rapa (field mustard)
Lineage: Eukaryota; Viridiplantae; Streptophyta; Magnoliopsida; Brassicales; Brassicaceae
Molecular function (GO): phosphoglycerate dehydrogenase activity
Source: RefSeq, a predicted model, not a curated record